UGCAUUUCUAUUCAGGCAACACAACGCAGAGCCCUUAAGGGGUCCUGACAAUUACGUAGACGCACACACGUGUGUCGUGCUCUGUAAACAUGGCGGACUUACAGAUGAAGCUCCUCCGUAAGAAGAUUCAGAAAAGGAAUCAAAAGAACAAGGAGCGGAAGUUACAACAAAAACAAGAUGACGAUGAGCCCGUAAAAUCGAACGGCCUGGAAGAAGAGUGUCCUGGGGCAGCAGCGACUAAGUUCUCCAAGAAGGAAGAGAAGCAGCCUCUGACGUCACAGGCUGAAGAUGCCACCACAGCCAUCAGCCCUGUGCAGAAGAAGAAGAAAAAGAAGAAAAGAAAGCUCACAGACACGUCUGGAUCACCUGUGGAGAAGAAAACCAAAACAGUAGAAGAUGAUGAUGAUGAUGAUGAAAUGGAAGGUGAAGAAGAAGCAAAAGCAACGAGUCACAGUGAAGAGCAGAUCACUAAUGGAGAUGAAGAUGAAGUUGGUGAGGAGGAGGAGGAGGGAGAAACUAUUAAUGGAGAUGAAGGUGGUGAGGAGGAGGAGGAGGGAGAAACUGAAAAUGAAGAUCAGCCUGAACUACCAUCUGGACUGACUGGUGCAUUUGAGGACACAGCAUUCUCCUCUCUGGCUGAUUUAGUCAGUGAAAACACUCUGAAAGGCGUGAAAGAGAUGGGCUUCGAGCACAUGACUGAAAUCCAACACAAGAGUAUACGCCCCCUGUUGGAAGGAAGGGACGUUCUGGCUGCAGCAAAGACGGGCAGCGGGAAAACCUUGGCCUUUCUCAUUCCAUCAAUAGAACUCAUCUACAAACUGAAGUUCAUGCCCCGGAAUGGCACUGGUGUGGUGGUCCUCUCUCCCACCCGUGAGUUGGCCAUGCAGACCUACGGUGUACUGAAGGAGCUCAUCACGCACCACGUGCACACGUUCGGGCUCAUCAUGGGGGGCAGCAAUCGCUCCGCUGAGGCCCAAAGACUGGCCAAUGGUGUGAACAUCCUGGUGGCCACACCUGGUCGACUCCUGGACCAUCUGCAGAACACCCCCGGUUUCUUGUACAAGAACCUCCAGUGUCUGAUCAUCGACGAGGCCGACCGUAUCUUAGAGGUUGGCUUUGAGGAGGAGCUGAAACAGAUCAUCAAACUUCUGCCCAAAAAGAGACAAACCAUGCUGUUCUCAGCCACCCAGACCCGGAAGGUGGAGGACCUGGCUCGUAUUUCCCUGAAGAAGGAGCCGCUGUACGUGGGCGUGGAUGACAACAAAGAGAUGGCCACGGUUGACGGACUGGAGCAGGGUUACGUGGUGUGUCCGUCAGAGAAGCGCUUCCUGCUGCUCUUUACCUUCCUCAAGAAGAACCGCAAGAAGAAGAUGAUGGUGUUCUUCUCCUCCUGCAUGUCUGUGAAGUUCCACUACGAACUGCUCAACUACAUCGACCUGCCCGUCUUGGCCAUCCACGGGAAGCAGAAGCAGACCAAACGAACCACCACCUUCUUCCAGUUCUGCAAUGCUGACUCUGGGAUUCUGCUGUGUACCGACGUGGCAGCUCGUGGACUGGACAUCCCUGAGGUGGACUGGAUCGUCCAGUACGACCCUCCCGAUGACCCAAAGGAGUACAUCCACAGGGUGGGCCGAACAGCCCGGGGCAUUAAUGGGCGGGGCCACGCUCUCCUCAUCCUGCGACCAGAGGAGCUUGGCUUCCUGCGCUUCCUGAAACAGGCCAAGGUGCCCCUCAGUGAGUUUGAAUUUUCCUGGACAAAGAUCUCUGACAUCCAGUCUCAGCUGGAGAAACUGAUUGAGAAGAACUACUACCUGCACAAGUCUGCUCAGGAGGCCUACAAGUCCUACGUCAGGGCGUAUGACUCCCACUCGCUCAAACAGAUCUAUAGCGUCAAUACCCUCAACCUCCUCAUGGUGGCGCUGUCCUUUGGCUUCAAAGUGCCCCCCUUUGUUGACCUGAACGUCCACAGCAGUAAAGGUGUAAAGAUGCAGAAGCGCGGGGGCGGCGGAGGGUUUGGAUACCAGUCCAAGAACGUGCAGAAGUCCAAGAUCUUCAGACACGUCAACAAAGGACGGAACGACAACAGGAAGUUCUCCCGCUGAGGCCUGGACGUUCCACAGUGAUCUUCUGUCUCUGAGUCUCUGUAGACCCUGAACUGCAGAACCAUCAAAGACUGUUUUAUAGUUUCUUCAGUGGUUGGGACCAACAGUCUGUAUCUGAUUUUUAUCUCUGAUCUGUUCAGAAUUCCAGUAAAUUCCACUGAGUUUCAGUGGAGGACAGAAACGUCUCGUGCUGAUCUUUCUUCUGUGGCGUUCCUCACAGAUUCUUACAGUACAAACCGCGUCAACACACAGGUUAUUUACAUGCUGUUCAUCCUGGAACAUUCUGGAAUAACUUUCUGGUUAGUACUCUUUUCUCACAGCACUGGUUGAGUUCCCUGACCACAGGCUAGUGUGAGGCCAUCGCUUCUUUGGUACCUGACUGUAAAAAAAAAAAAAAA
Messenger RNA from Cynoglossus semilaevis (tongue sole), 2500 nucleotides. It is a transcript of the gene ddx18, whose product is annotated as DEAD (Asp-Glu-Ala-Asp) box polypeptide 18. Bases 90 to 2102 code for a protein of 670 amino acids. The transcript has 14 exons. Gene Ontology annotation, molecular function: nucleic acid binding; ATP binding; RNA helicase activity. NCBI's taxonomy places the organism in Eukaryota, Metazoa, Chordata, Actinopteri, Pleuronectiformes, Cynoglossidae. The record is from RefSeq and is a predicted model, not a curated record.